Molecule: messenger RNA, 2151 nt
Organism: Oryzias latipes (Japanese medaka)
Lineage: Eukaryota; Metazoa; Chordata; Actinopteri; Beloniformes; Adrianichthyidae
Gene: cdc50aa
Product: transmembrane protein 30Aa
Biological process (GO): phospholipid translocation
Cellular component (GO): endoplasmic reticulum; plasma membrane; Golgi apparatus
Source: RefSeq, a predicted model, not a curated record
GCCGUUCUAUUGGGCCAGCAGCUUCCGGUUUCUUCCCAGCCAGGAUUAACGAAAGUUGUCAGAUCGAUACAAAUAUGAGUCGGCACUUUGACUAGACGGGGGGAUAAGUUCAGUUACCGGAAGACUUCUUAGGUUCUUGUUCCACUUUUUUCUUCGCGUCCGAGAUCCCCGCCUAGCUCCCAGCUGCCAAGUGUCGGGAUUGUUUUGCUCGAAGCGGUUAGCGAACCAUGAUGGCGUCAAGCUACAACGCUAAGGAAGAGGACGGCCACCACUCUGGCUCUUCGAGUCACGGUGGACCAGGAGCAAUCAAAAGCAAAAAACCGGACAAUACAGCAUUCAAACAGCAAAGGCUACCCGCUUGGCAGCCGAUUCUGACGGCGGGCACCGUACUGCCGGCGUUCUUCGUCAUCGGCCUCAUCUUCAUCCCCAUCGGCAUCGGGCUGUUUGUGACUUCAAACAACAUCAAAGAGUUCGAGAUUGACUACACUGGUGUCGAGAUUGAUAGUCCAUGUUACAUAUGUGCUAAGAACUUCAGCUGGAACAGCACAACAUCAUGCGUCUGUUCUGUGAACUUCACUUUGGACCAACCCUUUGAGAGCAAUGUCUACAUGUACUACGGUCUAUCCAACUUCUACCAGAACCACCGGCGCUAUGUGAAAUCCAGAGAUGACAGCCAACUCAACGGCGUCGAGUCCAACUUGAAGCAACCCAGCAAGGAAUGUGAGCCGUACCGCACCAGUGACGGCCUGCCCAUCGCUCCAUGCGGCGCCAUAGCUAACAGCCUUUUCAAUGACACCCUGGAGUUGUUCCACAUCAAUCAAAACGGAACCAAGCAAAGAGUGAAUGUGACCAAAAAGGGCAUCGCGUGGUGGACGGACAAGCACGUCAAGUUCAGGAACCCCGGCGGAAGCAGCAAUCUAAGCGUGGCGUUCCAAGGUACGGCCAAGCCGGUGAACUGGAGGAAGGCGGUUUACGACUUGGACCCGGAAGAUCCCGAAAACAACGGCUUCAUAAACGAGGACUUCAUCGUGUGGAUGCGCACGGCGGCGCUGCCCACCUUUCGGAAGCUCUACCGCAUAAUCCAGAAGAAGCCGAACUCCACCCCGACUCUAUCCAGCGGCAGAUACGUCAUGGAAAUAACCUACAAUUACCCCGUGCUCAGCUUCGAUGGGCGCAAAAGAAUGAUCUUGAGCACCAUUUCCUGGAUGGGGGGCAAGAACCCUUUCCUGGGCAUCGCCUACAUCACCGUGGGCUCCAUCUGCUUCUUCCUGGGCGUGGUCCUGCUCGUCAUCCACCACAAAUACGACACGCGCACCAACAGCGCGGAGAUUCCAAACUGAGCGGCCGCCGCGUCGCCGCGCCUGCAUGCCCGCCUGACCUUAAAGGGGACCGUUCUGGACUGCCGAUUUGUUUUCUAGCUUGGAUCUAUUGUGAAGGUGAGGGGGUGCAUUGUGUCAUCGGUGUGUAGCAUCAAGUUUUAGUGCGUCAAAACUUCUGUUUGCUUUAAUGUUACAUCCUGUCUACAGUUUUUAUUCUAUUUAUCUGCUCAUAAUCCAAAUGUCCUUUUUUUUUAGCAGUGAAUGGCUUCUUUGAAGGAUGUACAUUGUCUAUAAUGGAAGUGAUAACAGAAAGGCCCUGCUGUGGAAUGUAAAUAUCCUGUUAUGGUUGUUGAAAUGAUUCUGCUUACAGAUGUGUUUCUCGUGUCCUCUUCACUGUUCAGCCCAAACUGCUUCCCUUUAUGAAGAGCAGUUUUAAAUUCUAAUUCUUAGUCUUGUCACUGAGCAUGUCUUUGUUUCGUGCUGCCUGUUUUCAGACAGGAAUGAAACUUUAUUUUUUUCCUUUUUUUUUGUUUUUGUUUUUUUACACCAAAAUUUUCUUCUAAAUUGUUUCAGCUUCAGCUCCUUGAUGUUAAAGAAACGGCUGCAAACAUCUCAAUAUUUGAAAAUGUGGCUUGCUUGUUAAGUUAUUGUAAAAGUGUCUAUGUUGAACUAACAUUUGCACUUUGAAAGUGUCACAGUUGCAAGUUUUUCCCCACUAUUUUUUUUCUCUGUCACUACAGUCUGUUCCUGUAGUGAGAAUUGAAAAAGAAGUUUCAAUCUUUUGUUUCAUGCAAUUUUUUUUUGGGUCCAAAUAAAGAACUCUUAACAGUGA